Penicillium arizonense is the source of this 411-nucleotide messenger RNA. RefSeq lists its product as uncharacterized. The annotation marks the transcript as partial. NCBI's taxonomy places the organism in Eukaryota, Fungi, Ascomycota, Eurotiomycetes, Eurotiales, Aspergillaceae. The record is from RefSeq and is a predicted model, not a curated record. The transcript has 3 exons.
UCCGCUACAGGCGAUACCACAGUGGACGAGUCAACUUUUCAGGAGGAACACGACUCUGGCGACCAGGACAAUAGCACCUCAGCUGACGAGACCGAGCAAGAAGCUGUACGACAGCGGAAGACUGUGUUUGGACACGUAACCGACUUGGAAACGCGCGGGCAGACUCAGCUUUCCGGAGACAGCAAUACGGUUGCUCUUAAAUGUCUGACGGAACUAGAUAACCGGAUGCGGUCUAUUGAGCGCUCAUCGCAUGACCAAGCCACCUGGAAUGAAACCAUUCGCAACGAUCUGACCGACGUUUUUGGUCGAUUGGCGAUCGUCGAAACUGAGAUCCAGAAGGUGACUAGGCAGGGUCCAAGCAAAACUACAGAGGUCCAGAAGAUCGGGCGAUCCCUGCGUCGGCAGCAGUGA